Messenger RNA from Harmonia axyridis, 1984 nucleotides. Its product is annotated as protein NEDD1-like. Gene Ontology annotation, biological process: mitotic cell cycle; microtubule nucleation. NCBI's taxonomy places the organism in Eukaryota, Metazoa, Arthropoda, Insecta, Coleoptera, Coccinellidae. Gene Ontology annotation, cellular component: ciliary basal body; spindle pole; pericentriolar material. The transcript is spliced from 5 exons. Bases 200 to 1882 code for a protein of 560 amino acids. Gene Ontology annotation, molecular function: gamma-tubulin binding. The record is from RefSeq and is a predicted model, not a curated record.
AGAUGGAGGAUCCAUCAGUUUAUUAAAUUUGACAAUUCGAACGUAAACGGUUAAUCGGAGGAUUCAUGUAGUUUUUUGCUGGAAAUUGUGACUUAUUUUUGAUUUUUUUUAUCAGUCAGGAAAAACAGGAAUAUCGAAUAUAGAGGACAACAUCACAAGUUAACCCCGUCAUUUCUGAAGAUCAUUGGUUCAUUUCAAAAUGUAUAUAGCAUCUUCCUCCACAUCAGUGAAAUUCCAUUCCUUCCCCGAAGGUUACUUGGUAUACAACUAUCAACCUGGCUCCAAAGUCGAAGGACCAGUAAGAAGCAUUUCAUGGAGUAAAGAUGGGAGUUGGGUUUCAGUUGUCCCCCAAUCAGGCCUACCAGAAAUUAUCAGUGUCAGGAACCAGCUUAAAUUUUUACACACAAUUACAGACAUAGAAGAUCCUUCUUGUACGGCAUUCCAAAACACAACUAAGAAAUUCAUUGCUUUUGGCUCAAAAAACGGACAGGUCCAAAUCUACGAUGUUAAACAGAAGAAGAUUAAGAGCAGAUUUCCUCCAGCUUCGUCCAUGAUUUCUCACAUUGAAUUUACCGCAAGAGACACCCACGUAGUGGCUGGUUGCGUCAGUGGGGAAGUCCUAUUGUACAGUAACCUCACCAAUGCAUUGUCCACCACCCUUAAGAUUCCUAGAUCUGACAGUGUCAGCGCUUUGAGAACUAAUCCUAUGAAGAGAAAUAUCAUUAUGGGUGGUAGCAACGAGGGUAUGGUUGUGGUUUGGGACAGCAACAUCAAUAAGCAUAAAUUCUUCGUUGAGGCUCAUAAAGCACCUAUCACUGGAGUUGCAUUCUGUCCGAACAAUUCAGAUUUGAUAAUAACUACAGGCGCAGACAGACAGUUCUCCUGCUACGACAUCAUCUCCAACAAGUGCAUCGCCAGCGUACCAGUGAGUAACAACAUGACAGCCGUAGACUUCUCUCACGAUGGCACACACUUCGUACUGGCCUCUCAGGAGGGCAACAUUAGCCUGUACGAUUCCAGGCGGAUCUUAGAGCCAGUUCUUGUCUUCGAGGCUCACAACAGUACAGUUAAGAAUAUCGCCUUUCAAAAACAAGAGAUGGUCAAUUCUAACAGCAGCCUCUUGGAGGAUUUCGGCGAUUCCGAACAGCAUGUCAAGAACAACGAGGAGGAUGUCGCCCUGAACGUAUCCUUCGGGAAUCUCCUGUCUAACAGUCUGGAGUAUGGAGAUGUGCCGGAGAAAGUGUCCGAAUCGCCUAACACUGUGGAUUCUUUCAUGGCCAACUUAGGGCUGGGUGAUGGGCUGGCAAGCAGAUAUGACCAAUCGAUAACUGAAGAGGGCGACAACUUGGUCGAAAACAAUUCGUAUAACAAAGAGCAAACUGAGGAUAGCAUUGCAGAACCGGAACGAUUGAGUUUAUACAGAAGGAGGUCCCUUAGCACUAAACAAGUGUCAACAUCUACACCGACCUGCCCUCAAAUUGUGGUAUCUAAACUUGAAGCAGUUGUAUCCCCCAUAGCGAAUAACCUAACGGACAACAAGAAUAAUAACGAAGAACUAGCUCCUGUCCCUCUGGAUCACAUGAAAAAGAUGGUGGAAGAAACUGUGAGAAAAGAGUUGUCGGAUAAAUUCGAGUCGUUCGCAAAAGACAUGAAGUAUCAGUUUUCCAACGCAAACGCGCAGAUGAGAAGGAUGAAUCUGAAUUUGAUGAUGGCGAUGAUGAAGGAUUUCAUCAAGAUGGAGAACAGGAUGGAUGCUUUGAGGGAGGAUGUCGCUAUGAAUUCACCGUUAUCUGAUAACUAUUUGUUGGAGGAGAAUUUGAGGUUGAAGAAGCAGAUUGCGUUACUUCAGGAACAGAUAUGCAAAACUGAUCAGGAUAAUUAGAAGAAUUUUGUUGAUGCUUCCGAUAAGGCUGUGAAUAUUUUUAAUAAUUUACGUAUAGGGCACAAUAUUUGUAUAUAAAAAAUAAAAAAAAUUCGAAUAAGA